Eucalyptus grandis is the source of this 1674-nucleotide messenger RNA. Its product is annotated as protein CONSERVED ONLY IN THE GREEN LINEAGE 160, chloroplastic. Bases 218 to 1252 code for a protein of 344 amino acids. NCBI's taxonomy places the organism in Eukaryota, Viridiplantae, Streptophyta, Magnoliopsida, Myrtales, Myrtaceae. The record is from RefSeq and is a predicted model, not a curated record. The transcript is spliced from 10 exons.
AACGUUAACGGACACAAACUCCUCCACCAUCUCUUCUCUUUCUCUGAUAUUUUCCCACACUUUCUCGCUCUUUCUCUCCCCCUUUCCCUCUCUUCCCUUCCGAGUUCUUCGUUCAUCGACGCGCGACGCCGUAGCCGGGGAAUUCGCUGGUGACGGCGGCCGGAAGGAAUUGGGUCGGGAGUCCCUCAAUCGCUUGCCGUCGCUUCUCGAACCGGCGAUGGCGAUCCUCAGCUACGUCUCGGUGACGGCCGCCGCGACGCCCGCCUCCCCGGACUCGCAGACGCCUCCCGCGCCGAACUCCCGGCCGACGAAGGUCAUACUCCCCAGGAAGAAGCCGAUGAAGUGGUCCACCGGGGUCGCUCCCGGCGAUUACGGAGGGCCCCCGACGACGACGAAGCUCCGGAAGUACUGGGGUGGCGAGAAGGAGGAUCCUCUUACCUCCGACGAGUUCAUCUGGAACAGGGACUUCGUGGGCCAGUUCAAGAAGAUGAUCCAGGAGGAGGAUGGCUCUUCUAUCGAAUCGUCGCCGGUUAAGGAAGAGCCUUCUGGCUUUUUGAGCUUGAACAGAGUAAUGACCCUUGACAGUCUAGAAGUUGAUUUGAGCGAAGAGCUCACAAGACCAAUAAAUACAGUGUCAAAACAGCCAGUUGUGGGUCCCGUGGAAGACAAAUCCAGCGCUUCACCCAAAUGGAGAUUGGCGCCAACACGUCGUGAGCAAGAGAAGUGGGAUAGAGCAAGUAAAGCUGCUACUGGGGGGAGUGAUGUCAUGUUCCGCGAGUUGAGGCGACCUCGAGGUGACCCAGAUGUAUUAGCUGCUCAGUCAAGGGAGCAAUACUAUAAGUUAAAGAAAAGAUUGCAAGUCUUCACUCUUGGUAUAGGUGGUGUCGGUCUUGUCUCAGCUUAUGUUUCUUAUUCUCCCGAAAUUGCUGCUAGCUUUGGUGUCGGCUUUCUUGGUUCCUUGGUUUACAUAAGGAUGCUUGGGAGCACUGUGGAUUCCAUGGCAGAUGGUGCUAGGGGGCUGAUGAAAGGUGCAGUUGGACAGCCGAGGCUUCUAGUUCCUGUUGUUUUAGUCAUGAUCUACAAUCGGUGGAAUGCGAUCCUUGUUCCAGAAUACGGAACAAUGCACUUGGAAUUGAUACCAAUGUUAGUCGGAUUUUUUACCUAUAAAAUUGCUACAUUUGUUCAAGCUGUUGAAGAGUCAGUCAGCACUCUCACGGAAAAUACCAAAUUCCCAGAUGGAUCCUCUUCUUAAGUAGAUGUUACAAAUCCAGAGCUGCUUUGGGGGGCCUUUUCUCUGCAGUUCCCAGUGACAGAACCUGGUUGGGAGAUCUCGGUUUGACUGCAGUAAUUCUUAUGGUAUGAUUUUGAUCGAGACCCUGCCCAAGGAGAGUGAACCGAGCUGCAGGGAGCAGGCUGGUGGAUCACACUUUUUAUCUCGCCAGACGGCAUGUCGUCAUUCUCUUGCGUGUAGCAGUUGUGAUCCAUAAAUGUAAAAAAAAAAAUUGUCAUUUAUCUGAUUGCGCGAACAACUAUUUUUUGUUGAUGAACCGAUUGUGCAAACAACUUGAUUGCCCCUCAUGCUAACGAACUUUGUUGGAAUUAGCCUGUGGUCUCCAACAUGAAGACACGAAUGCUUCAGUUUUUGCGAAUGUGGUGCAAUUUCUUGUCACUGUA